This is a messenger RNA of Quercus lobata, 450 nucleotides long. RefSeq lists its product as uncharacterized. The record is from RefSeq and is a predicted model, not a curated record. Lineage: Eukaryota; Viridiplantae; Streptophyta; Magnoliopsida; Fagales; Fagaceae. Bases 1 to 450 code for a protein of 149 amino acids. The transcript has a single exon.
AUGUCUGUGGCUCGGCUGUCCACCGAGAAUGAUAAUCUAGAGCCAAAGAAGGCUAGAAUGGAUAUUCAACCGAAACUAAGUUUUUCAAAUGAGGAUAAGAUUGGAACUAUACAGCCCCACGACAAUGCUUUGGUGGUCACGCUCAGGAUUGGUGGGUAUGACGUGAAAAGAGUGAUGGUAGACCAGGGUAGUGGUGCCGAAAUUAUGUACUCUGACUUAUACAGGGGGCUGAAUUUGAGACCCGAGGACUUGACAGCCUACAAUUCUCCUCUAGUAAGUUUUGAUGGGAAGGUAGUCAUUCCGAGGGGUCAAAUAAGACUACCCGUGCAAGCUGGUUCAGAAGUGGUGAAGGUAAAUUUCAUCAUGAUGGAUGUCUAUUCCCCCUACAUAGCCAUUGUAACUAGACUCUGGCUUCAUGCCCUGGAGGCUGUCUCUUCCACUUUGCACUAG